This is a messenger RNA of Nicotiana tabacum (common tobacco), 4180 nucleotides long. NCBI's taxonomy places the organism in Eukaryota, Viridiplantae, Streptophyta, Magnoliopsida, Solanales, Solanaceae. The record is from RefSeq and is a predicted model, not a curated record.
GCUUAUUCACACGCAUUACAGAACAAAGAUUCAAAUUGAGUCCUUAAAAACAAAUCGGGAUAUAACUUCUUCAAAACAAAGAAUGAUGAGUGUCCUAACCGUCUAUGCCGUUGUAUUAUUUCUUGGUUGACAUCCUUACUUUCCCCAAAAAAGGCUUGACUAGAGUUUUGAAUCUCAUCUAAUAUAUACAAGUCAUCACGCAAUCUACCACUGCCAAUCCUUUUCCCUAUUUGAAGAUCCUGAAAAAUACAAUGAUCGGGAAAGAACUCGAUUUUACAGUUUAGAGUUUUGGUGAUGGCACUAACAGAUAAAAGAUUAAUAGGGAACUCAGGGACAUGGAGCACGAAUGAUAGUUUAAUAUCAGGAGUACAAAUGACAGAACAUGUUCCAGAGAUAGGUGUUAAAGAACCAUUUGCUAUUUUAACAUUAUCUCCUUUGAGAGACGGAGAAUAGUUUUGAAUGCCUUUAGAAAAGCCUGUCAUGUGUCUAUUUGCACCAGAAUCGACAAUCCAAGAAUUAAGGUUAUCUGCAAAGCAGUACCUGAUUGCACAUGAUUGGAUAUGACAACAUUAGCGGAGUCAAGUUUGGCUAAGAGGUGACGGAGAAGCUGAAUUUCUUCCGAAGACAAGAUUUCUCCAGAAACCGUCUCCUUGAAUGUCUCCAUAAUUUAGCCCAAUCAGAAGGAAAUCAGAAUGAGUUUAUGUUGCGGACUUGACCUCUUUGAUAAAAAAGGAACCCUAGUACUGCGAGGGAGAUAACUCACCUCAAAAAGGCAGCAAUGACUCUGAUACCAUGAUAAGAAUGGACCUUGGGCCUAACUCAAGCCCAAAAGCUAGCUUAUGAGGUGAGGAUUGCCCAAGCCAUAUAAGGAGACCAAAGACUUCAAAUCCCUUCGAUGUGGGACAACUCAAUACCCCCGUCACGUCAGGCCUCUGGAGCGUGGACAACAUAAAUGGGGGCCCAACAUCGGUACAAUAAUUGGGAUGGGCCUGACUCUGAUACCAUAUUAAAUGGACCUUGGGCCUAACCCAACCCCAAAAGCUAGCUCUAGAGGUGAGGAUUGUCCAAAUCCAUAUAAGGAGACCACCCAUCCCCUUCAUUGUCUCAACACCCCCUCUCACGCCCAGGACUGGACAUCUGGAGCGUGGACAAUUAUGGGGGCCCAACAUCAGAAAAUCGGGAUGGGUCCUUCUCUGAUACCAUGUAGAUUUUGAGAAUGAAGAAAAUGCUUAUUGUAUUUUUGUGUAUGUUUACAUCCCAUGAACAAGAGAAUUUAUACAAAGCUCCUAAUGCUAAUUAAGGAAAUAAAAUAAAUCUAUACAAUCAAUCCAGCUAUCAAAUCAAAUAAAAUUAUAUCUCCUAAAUAUAAUCAAAUCUCCGGAAAUCAUGCUAAUCAACACUCCUAAAUCAAGUCUCCUUGAAUCAUGCUAAUUCAACACCUGCAAGUCCUACAACGGUAGUUGUUUUCCCUUAAAAAGUAUUUUUCAUGAAAGCUUAAACCUAGAAAUUACAGGCUCUACUUAUCUAGAGAAAGUGUUUAAUAUCAGUGUUAUUUACUAAAUCUUCUCAUAUGCUCUUAUCAGUCGCAUAGCGGGUGGUUCCAAUAUUUUGGUAGGCGUCUCUGGAAUUUACUCUUCCAUCAAUUACGGUUUGCUCUCAUGCUUUAUAAUUCUACAAGUAGCAUAUAAGUAAAUACUUAAACAUAAUCUACGAGAAAGAUGAAUAAAAAAUUCCCUCCCAUAUCAUCGUUCUGUGAAUUCAAUUCCUAAAAUGAUAGAAAGUUAAUGCAUGUCAAUCUAUCUAUGGGAACCAAAGAAAUUUUGAAUUCUAAUCAACUAAUUUUACUAGAAAAAUAUAAACAACACUGGUAGGAACGAUGUAGAGGUGCUAACUAUGUUAGGCGUGUUGGAAGACGUUUGACCUUUGUGUUGACUGCCCGUGGAGAAAAAAAAUGUAAGCCCACUUAUUAGUGUAAAAAUUAAUGGAUUUAGAUUCAUGAAAUGUAACUUGAGUAUCAUGCACAAUCCCCCACCACUCCACCCCUUAAGAAAACGAUAGAGAAGUUCUUACCCAAUUUAAGAAAAAUUUUGUAUAGGAAGAGCUUAUUCCGUCAAGAAAAUAUUGAUAAUCUUCCUUGUGGCACUUGAGAGAAUAACGAGAGAGGAAUUUGCUCCACGGAAAAAAAGAGAAAGAGAGAGUGCAUAGUGUGAACUGAGACUGUCAGAUUACCUAGAUUACAUUACUUACUCUUUUUGUACUUCCUCCUUAGGCAUUUUAUUAAUUUUUCCUCCUUAUGAAGCCAAAUCUUAAUUUUUCCUCCUUAUGAAGCCAAAUCUUACUUUAAUUUCUGAAGAGAAAUCCAAAGGCCCCGAUUCUUCUUCUACCAAAUAGUACAAAAAUUAAAUAACUACCCUUAUAUACUAAUACAUACCGAAAAACAAAAAGAAAAAAACUAUAUUAAUAGGGAAAUCAAGAAAACAACAGAGGUAGAAUUCACCAGAUACAAAAAAGGUUGUCUUUUUCAGUGCAUUGCAAUCAACUUCUUCCUUCAUUUUAUCAAAUCCUCUUGGUUUUAAUCUGGACGACAUGUUAGAAGAUCAGUCUUGUUUGGUUUCAAAGGAUUGUCAGAGAGAAAGUAACUUGGUGGCUUGCAUGAAUGGCAAGGAGCCAUUGGUAAAUUAUCAGGAGCGUGAACUUGUGAAAUGCAAGUUGCCAAAUAAGUCUGAUGCUUUCAACAAACUGGAAGUCGCUCUAUCUUUGGGAAACUCUUCAGCAUCCCCGAACGAGCAAGCUGGCAAUAAACGUCAUGCUGGGGAUAAUUCUGAUUCGAGCUCUCUUAUUCAUGCCAUUGGCCGUGACAAUUCCAUCAGUUGUCUCAUUCAUUGCUCUCGGUCGGAUUAUGGUUCCGUAGCAUCUUUGAAUCGUAGCUUUCGCUCAUUGAUUAGGAGCGGAGAACUUUACAAAUUGCGGCGGGAAAAUGGUGUGGUUGAGCAUUGGGUUUAUUUCUCCUGCCAACUGGUUGAAUGGGAAGCUUUUGAUCCUAGUCGCGGUCGUUGGAUGCAUCUGCCAGCUAUGACUCCUGAUGAGUGUUUCGUGUUGGCUGACAAGGAGUCGUUGGCGGUUGGCACAGAGCUGCUUGUGUUUGGAAAGGAGAUCUUUUCGCUUGUCAUUUAUCGUUACAGUUUAUUGACAAACACGUGGUCAUCUGGGAUGCGGAUGAAUGUACCGAGAUGUUUGUUUGGUUCUGCCAGCAUUGGGGAGAUUGGCAUUCUAGCUGGUGGCUGUGACUCACAAGGCAAUAUACUUAGCUCAGCUGAACUUUACAAUUCGGAGUCAGGAACGUGGAAGACUUUACCGAGCAUGAACAAGCCACGUAAGAUGUGUUCAGGGGUAUUCAUGGAUGGAAAAUUUUAUGUGAUAGGAGGAAUUGGAGGAGCCGAAUCGAAGCGGUUGACUUGUGGGGAGGAGUAUGAUCUGGAAAAAGGAACGUGGCGUGAAAUCCCAAACAUGUCUCCGGUGCAAGCUAACGCUGCUAGGAAUGAUAUGCCUGCUACAUCUGAUGCACCUCCUUUGGUGGCAGUUGUAGACAAUGAGCUGUACGCGGCUGAUUAUGCUGACAUGGAGGUGAGGAAGUAUGACAAGCAAAAUAAAGCGUGGGUUACCAUAGGACGGCUGCCCGAAAGAGCAGCUUCCAUGUAUGGUUGGGGUUUGGCUUUUCGAGCAUGUGGUAACAGGCUAAUUGUAAUUGGUGGACCCAAGGGAGGUGCAGAAUAUAUUGAAGUGAAUUCAUGGGUUCCAAGUGAAGGGCCGAUACAAUGGGACUUGCUUGGCCGAAAGCGAUCUGGUAGCUUUGUGUAUAACUGUGCUGUCAUGGGGUGCUGAUCUUAUAAUCCUGGUCGUUUGUCCUUGAUGAUGUUAUCUUUAUCCAUCUUUCUUUUUGUUUUAAGUUCAUGUUUGUUCUUUUCUAGCAAUCUUUAUUGUUGUAUUGCAAUAUCCAUUUAAGGGGAAAAAUAGGACAAUGAAAUUCCAUAAUUGUACGCUGAUAGACAAGCGAGCUCCUAUCUCAUCUCAUCUUAUUUUCCCUCCUUUAUAAGAUUUGAUAUGUUUGAAAAAUAGUUGCAUCUUCGUGAAUUCACACCAUUACUUCUUGAGAUAUGACAUAUGCAUAUGUUUUACGUGA